Limulus polyphemus (Atlantic horseshoe crab) is the source of this 2027-nucleotide messenger RNA. RefSeq lists its product as uncharacterized. Lineage: Eukaryota; Metazoa; Arthropoda; Merostomata; Xiphosura; Limulidae. The transcript has 12 exons. The record is from RefSeq and is a predicted model, not a curated record. Bases 75 to 1868 code for a protein of 597 amino acids.
GGAGAUCCAAGAUCCCUGAAGAGAUAACCAUAGCAGAAGUGAAAGGUCACAUUCCACGUAUAGAUAACGUGAGAAUGCCCUGUGGACAAAAUACGAAAGAAAUACUGUUCGUCUCUGUUUAUGUGUGUGAUUGUAAUAAACUUUGUAGUGACUCGUUAACUUCAGUGACUAUAGAAUGCCCACAAAAUGACACAGCUAGUGGAAUAGCUGAUGUAGCCAAUGGACUUCAGGUAGAAAUUAGCAAACGUAACUUCCAACGUAGCUUGGCUCUGGCAGGUGUUAUUAUGAAGACGUUUAAGUGGGGACAACAUAUUUCCAGUUUAGAAUUGUCAAAACGGCAAGCUUAUCUAUUGUGCUCAAAAGCGGCUAUAAAUACACUUGAAUAUUACAGCAGAAGCCUUUUCAGAGUACCUUAUCUUAUAAAUGAAGUGUUUGAUGUCUUGAAUGAUGUAAUGAAUAUAUUUUCGAGUGCAACAAUGUCAUGUAGAAUAAAGGCAUCGUUACAUCGACUAAUUACUGUAAUGAUCGAGCUACUAGAAGAAAAACAGUGUCGUAAAAAGUCACCAUUUGUUGAAUUUUGGCGGGCAUGGGCUGGUACCGGUGUCUUUACUCGUCCCGGUCAUGCCGACUGUUAUUCCUUAUCUGAAAGAAAGAUAGAAAUUCUGCUAAAUGUUUAUGAGUUAUUGACAAUAGAAAUGGUUUCAUAUGAGAGCUGUAACAACCUAGCUAACAUACGAGACAACAGUGAAGCACUUUUCAAAUUAAUGCUGACUAGUGUGGACACGGAUUAUCAUUCUAACUUGAUGCUGUCAACGUCUACUGCAAGUACAACCAUUUAUACCGCACGAGUUUAUACUUCAGUCUUGAACAAUGAACUAUUCAAGAUCCACAUCCGAUUAUUAAGACCCGGUCAUUAUUAUGCGUUGACAGAAUUAAAAACAUGUAUCAAUUCGUGGCUAUGUGGAAAGGAAGUGACAUGUCACCUUCAUAGAUUUAAUGUUUUUAUACACACCUUUUCAUCUUCUACAUUCCCGAAAAAAAGCGACUUGAAGAAGGCAUCACUUGAUUUAGUGCUCAGUCCUAUUGUUCAUCUCAAGAUGUGGACUUCUGACAAUAAUUUAGAAAGUGAGCUCAACAAUAGAAGUAUUAAAAUAUUGUUUCAAUCUCUGACAAGAGUAAAGAAGGUGGACACAUUACAGUGUGUAACAUGGAACAUAAACCUUUGGGAAGCAACACCAUGUCUUAACGUUAAAUUGAUUAACGGAAAUAUAGAAUGCAACUGUCCUAUAAUGAAAUACAUAGGGGUUUUCAGAACGUCUGAAAAAAAAAAUGAACCAAGUACAGUAGAAUUAAACUCCCGUGUGUUAAAGGAUUUAAUAACAGAAGCAGUCCAAGUGACCUUAGGUUUCAAUGCUACUAUCAAGGAAGAAGCUCCGGAGAUAGAAUCACACAUAAGGUAUCAGUUAGCUUCUAUCCUGGAGGUUGAAGAAUCGAGAAUCAUGAAUCUUGUGUUAAUAUCAGAUUUGAAAGUAGUCACCUUUGUCAUAAAAUUAGAACACAGCUCCAGGGUUUUAAGUCGACUUGAAGAUCUUGUAAGAAACAAAGAAUUGCGUCUAGUAGAUCAAGAUGGCAAUCUGGUGGAGGUUGUUCCUCAUCUGUUCUUUGUUAAAAAUGUGUUUUUGCCUUCAUUGUCAGAAAACAAAACGAAAUAUGGUACAAUUAUUUACAUCCUAGUGGCAUUGCUACUCGUUGUAAGUUUUCUGAUAUGCAACAUAAUAACCCUGAAGAAGAAGAUGAAACGAUGUAAAAGAAUUGGUGUACGUUCCAUACCUACCGAGACGAACAGUGUCUUCACAAGACAUGCAUAAUUGGUUUAGAUGUAGUGUUAUACUUUGUUGAGAUUGGUGUGAUAUAUAAAGUAAUUGAUAAUUAUCACUACAAUUGUAUAAAUGUUGCACAAUAUUCUGUAAUUACCCAAACACUGGGCACAUUGUUUCAUGAUAAUCAUUCACAACAAACAUAGUGCG